Messenger RNA from Megalops cyprinoides (Indo-Pacific tarpon), 3999 nucleotides. Its product is annotated as importin-4-like. Gene Ontology annotation, molecular function: small GTPase binding; nuclear import signal receptor activity. Gene Ontology annotation, cellular component: nucleus; cytoplasm. The record is from RefSeq and is a predicted model, not a curated record. The transcript is spliced from 30 exons. Lineage: Eukaryota; Metazoa; Chordata; Actinopteri; Elopiformes; Megalopidae. Gene Ontology annotation, biological process: protein import into nucleus. Bases 267 to 3530 code for a protein of 1087 amino acids.
UCGAGGCCGGUCUCUGCCCUACAUGUGGCAGCAUGUGAGAGCGAGAAAAUCGGAAUAUCCGAUACGGAGACUGACACUGGUACCCGCGGACGCGCCGAUCUCCCCGGGCAGAGAGAGUACCCGGAGCCUGUGGCUGACUAGCAUAUCGCAUCAGUCGAAAUCACAGCGCAUAGGAGCAGCGCAUUCAGUUGCACGGUGCCACCCCUUCGUUAUCCGAUACGAUCGCUGCUGUAAAAGAUUUAAAAUCUGAAAAUAAACGAGCCAAGAUGACAGAGGAUCUGGAACGCAUUCUCUCUCAACUCACGCAGCCUGACAACGCCGUUAUUCAACAGGCGACAGCUCAGAUGAAGCUAGCUUUCAAAGACCCAGCGGUGAUUCCGGCUUUGUGUGCGGUCAUGACGAGUUCCCAAAACCCGCAGGUCCGCCAGUCAGCUGCUGUGAUGCUGAGGAUGAGGGUGAUGAAGCACUGGAAGAAGAUCAGCCCAGACCACAGAGAGAGUCUGAAGGCUGUGGUCCUACAAGCGUUCCAGCAGGAGACCGAGCACACGGUUCGGCACUCUCUGUCCCAGCUCAGCGCCGUGCUGGUCAAGCAUGAGACUCCAGACCGCUGGCCUGCGCUGCUCACCCUGCUGAACCAGUCCACCAAGAGCGACAACCCGCAGGACCGACAGGUGGGCCUGCUGCUGCUCAGCAAGGUGGUGGCGUCAAACCCAGAGCCGUUCAAGCCCUACUACCGGCAGCUGCUGGAGCUGUUCGGAGCCGUGCUUCAAGACGUCAGCAACCCCAGCGCUCUCUACUACUGCAUCCUCACGCUGACCGCCAUCACUGCCUACACCGGCUCCGAGGAGAUGAAUCUGAUGCGCUCCCUCACCCCAAAGCUGAUUGUUGCCAUGAAGCACCUCAUCAAGGCAGACCAGGACCAGGCCAGCGAGGCAAUGGAGGUGUUCGAUGAGCUCAUGGAGAGCGAAGUGUCCAUCGUUGUUCCCCACAUCGCUGAAAUCGUGCAUUUCUGCCUGGAGAUCAGUGCAGACACAUCUCUCAGUGACUCCAUGCGUGUUAAAGCUCUCUCCUGCAUUGCUCUUCUCGUCAGACUUAAGAGCAAGGUGGUGUUAAAGCAGAAACUGUUGAGCCCCAUCCUGCAGACAGUGUUCCCCAUUCUGAGUGCAUCGCCCCCUCCUGGCCAGGAGGACCCAGAGGAUCAGGAGCAGGAAGGGGAUGAUGAUGAAGACAGUGAAACCCCCAAACACUUUGCAGCUCAGGUUAUAGACACCCUGGCUCUACACAUGCCCCCGGAGAAACUUUUCCACCAGCUGAUGCCCCUGACGCAGGCCUGCCUGGCCAGCGCAAACCCCUACGAGAGGAAGGGCGGCCUCAUGUGCCUCGCGGUGCUGGCCGAAGGCUGUGCUGACCACAUCCGCACAAAGAUGCUGUCAUCCAUGCUGCAGACGGUGUGUCGGAGUCUCUCAGAUGAAAACCAGGUGGUGCGCAGUGCUGCCCUCUUCGCCCUGGGUCAGUUCUCUGAGCACCUGCAGCCAGAUGUCAGUAAGUACUGCUCUGAGCUGAUGCCUUUGUUGCUGGGAUACCUGUCUGGGCUGAACCAUGCCAAGACUGGCCACAUCACCAAGGCUUUCUACGCACUGGAGAACUUCCUGGAGAACCUGGGUGAUGAGAUCCAGCCCUACCUGCCCACCCUCAUGGAGUCCAUGCUGGCUGCGCUGACCAACUCGGACAACCUGAAGAUCAAGGAGCUGGCAGUCAGUGCGAUUGGCGCCAUCGCCAAUGCAGCGAAGGAGAUGCUGGUGCCGUACUUCCCCCCAGUGAUUGACAGCCUGAAGGGCUUCCUGACGGAUAUACGAGAGGAAGUGAGGUCACUGCAGACACAGGCUUUGGACACUCUGUCGGUGCUGGCUCGUACAGUGGGUAAAGAUGUGUUCAGCCCCCUGGCAGCAGAGUGUGUGCAGCUGGGACUCAACCUCACUGACGCUGUGGACGACCCUGACCUGCGCCGCUGCACGUACAGCCUGUUCUCUGCUGUGUCCACAGUCAGUCCAGAGUGUCUGACUCCUCACCUCUCUGCCAUCACCACCAUCAUGCUGCUGUCCCUGAAGUCAACAGAGGGAGUCACGACGCACCUUGAAGAGGACAAGCAGUUCGUUCUGCUGGACGAUGAAGAUGAUGAUGAAGACGAAGGGGGAGAUGCGGUGUUGGACGAGGAUGGAGAGAAUGACGGAGAGGACAGAGAUGUUGCUGGGUUCAGUGUAGAGAAUGCUUACAUCGAUGAGAAAGAAGAUGCCUGUGACGCUUUGGGAGAGCUGGCCUUUAAUACUGGGGUUGCCUUCCUGCCCUUCCUGGAGUCCAGUUUCCAGCAGGUGUUUGAGCUGCGUGACUUCCCCCACGAGGACGUGCGCAGGGCCGCCUUCGGGGCCAUGGGGCAGUUCUGCAGAGCACAGCACAAAGUGUGGCAGGAGAAUCCCACGGAGGAGAACCACCAGGCCCUGCAGAAGCUGCUGUCUGUGGUCCUGCCCAGCUUCCUGGAGUCCGUACGGCAGGAGAGGGAGAGGCAUGUGGUUAUGGCUGUGCUAGAGUCAAUGAAUGCAGUUAUCAAGUCCUGCCAGGGGGAGGCGCUGCAGAUACCUGGCAGACUGCAGGAGAUCAGCCACGCCAUCCGUGACGUACUCAAAAAGAAGACGGUCUGUCAGGAUGCAGGUGGGGAUGAGGGUGACGAUGACGAGCAGCAGGCAGAGUACGACGCCAUGCUGCAGGAGUUCGCGGGAGAGGGCAUCCCCCUGCUGGCGUCCGCUGUUCCCGCCGAAACCUUCUACCCCUUCCUCAACGAGCUGCUGCCCCUCAUCAUGAACAAGGCAAAGUCCUCCUGCACGGUAGCAGACCGCUCCUUCUCGCUGGGCACACUGGCAGAGAUCCUGCAGUCGCUGGCGGGCGUGGCCGGCGGGAGGAAGGUCGCCGGGAGGCUGUCCAAUCGGCUGCUGCCGGUGCUGGCGGCGGGGGUGAGGGACAGCGACGCGGAGGUGCGCAACAACAGCGUGUUCGGGCUGGGCUCGCUAGCCGAGGCCGCGGGACCCAUCCUCACGCCAGAUUACCCCAUGAUGCUCUCCCUCUUCUCCUCCCUCAUGUCCAAAGAGUCGGACAGGAGGGUGAUUGACAACGUGUGUGCUGCUCUCUGCCGGAUGAUCAUGAGCAACACAGAGUGUGUCCCCCUAGAGCAGGUGUUCCCUGCCCUUGUCUCUCGCCUGCCUCUGCAAGAGGACAUGGAGGAAAACAAGACGGUGUUCAAAUGCCUAACCUUCCUGUACUCCCAUAAUCCCUCACUGGUUGUGAGUCAUAUGAAGCCCAUAGUGUCUGCCUCCAGUCAUGUCCUGGGCACCAAAGACAUCGAUACAGAAACCCAGAAUACCUUGCUCCUGUUGGUGAGACAAAUUGCCCAGCAGCACACUCAGGAAUUUCAGGGCGCUGUGAUGUCACUCCCAGCCGAACAGAGAGCCACUCUGUCAGCAGCUGUCACCCAGUCGUAGUCCCUCCCCCCACAGCUCCUCCUCUUCUCAAAGAAGGCCAAUGACAUUGAUGGGGGGCGGAGUUUCUCAUUAUGGACAGAAGGAUAGGAGGACUUGUCCACUGCCAGCCACUACAAUAAGCCACAUGCAUUUAAACGUCAGCACUUAAUGCAUCAUGUUAUACUGUAAUUCAGAUAUUGCCCAUCUAUUCAGUUGUGUUUACUGUCUUUUUAAGUUUUUUCUUGUUAAAGUUAUCAAUGAUUGCUAUGGAUUGUUAUUAAUGUUACAAUUUGCAGUGUUUGUAAGCAGACCGGACAGGUGUGGAGUGUUUGCUCAAAUGGGAGGGUAGUUGAAGGUAGCUGUAACCUGUCAGUACUGUCCAAAUCCUCUUAUUUCCGCUGCCCUAUGUGUCACACAGUGACUCAUGUCCUCUGGCUCAACAAGAUCUCUGAACCAAUGAACUCUGCUGAAAAUAAAGGCGUUUUUGAGA